AUGGCAGCCACGCCUGCACUCUGUGCUGCUCUCCGAUCUCCACUCUCUUCCCGGAGUUUCUCUCCGAUUCGCAAAACCAACACUCCUUUUAAGAUCAAUGUCGUCCCUUCACCGUCGUCCACAUUUACAUUGCCACGGCUGUUCCGUUCCGUCUCUAUCGGCGGCAGGCAUUUCAGUUCUUCUCCGGCUGCGAAGCAGCAGGUUGAUACUGAAGAGAUUGGAUUCGAUCAACCGCCGUCGCAGGAGCUCGCGAUAGCGUCGGCGUGUUUAGUUGGUGUUCUCACCGGAAUCAGUGUGGUUCUAUUCAACAAUUGCGUUCACUUGCUCCGAGACUUCUCCUGGGAUGGGAUUCCCGAUCGUGGAGCUUCCUGGCUCAGAGAAGCACCGAUCGGGUCCAUUUGGCUGCGCGUCAUCCUUGUUCCGACUAUCGGCGGUUUGCUUGUCAGCAUCCUUAACGAGCUUCGUGAAGCCGCCGCAGAUUCCGCUACAGCUGAUUCCGGUCUCGAUCGCUUGAAGGCGGUGCUGCGUCCUUUCCUUAAAGCUGCUGCUGCAUGUGUGACGCUUGGGACCGGAAAUUCGCUGGGGCCGGAAGGUCCUAGCGUUGAAAUUGGAGCGUCGAUUGCUAAAGGAGUGAAUUCUCUGUUCAAUAAAAGUCCUCAAACUGGGCUCUCACUUAUUGCCGCUGGCUCAGCCUCUGGAAUCUCCUCUGGGUUCAAUGCAGCUGUUGCUGGAUGCUUCUUUGCAGUAGAAUCCGUUUUGUGGCCUUCGUCAAGUGAUUCAUCAACAUCGCUUCCAAACACAACUUCAAUAGUCAUUCUUAGUGCUGUGACUGCUUCCGUGGUGUCAGAGAUCGGCCUGGGCUCUGAACCUGCGUUUAAGGUCCCUGACUACGACUUCCGCUCUCCUGGAGAACUUCCACUCUAUCUUUUACUGGGCGCUUUGUGUGGAUUGGUCUCGUUGGCAUUGUCUCGAUGUACAUCAUACAUGACAUCUGCUGUUGACAGUCUUAACAAGGAUUCCGGGAUACCAAAGGCUGUAUUUCCUGUGAUGGGUGGCUUAACUGUUGGCAUCAUAGCUUUGGUAUACCCUGAAGUCUUGUAUUGGGGUUUUGAGAACGUUGAUAUUCUGUUGGAGUCUCGUCCGUUUGUGAAGGGUCUUUCAGCUGAUCUCUUGCUUCAGCUGGUAGCGGUCAAGAUUGCUGCAACCGCGUUGUGUCGUGCUUCUGGACUGGUCGGUGGAUACUAUGCUCCUUCUCUCUUUAUCGGUGGAGCAGCAGGAAUGGCCUAUGGAAAGUUUAUUGGACUUGCUUUGGCUCAGAAUCCUGAAAUCCAUCUCUCUAUCUUGGAAGUGGCAUCGCCACAAGCUUAUGGUCUGGUUGGAAUGGCUGCUACACUUGCGGGGGUUUGUCAAGUUCCUCUUACAUCGGUGCUACUGUUAUUUGAACUUACACAGGACUAUCGUAUAGUGUUACCUCUACUGGGAGCUGUAGGGAUGUCCUCAUGGAUUACAUCUGGACAAUCGAAGAGACAAGAAACUAGGAAAAGAAAGAGCCAAGAAGCUGUGCAGGCUAUGAAGCCUUCUGAUGAUGGAUCGUCAACGAAUAACCUCUGUGAAGUUGAAAGUUCUCUAUGCAUUGAUGAUGAUUCAAAUUUCCAAGUUGAGGAGCUGCCGAAGAGUAUCUUUGUUGCAGAAGCUAUGCGAACGAGAUUUGCCACAGUUAUGAUGAGUACUUCUCUGGAAGAGGCAAUUACUCGUAUGCUGGUCGAGAAACAAUCAUGUGCGUUGAUUGUUGAUCCUGACAAUAUCUUUCUCGGUCUACUUACACUUUCAGACAUUCUGGAAUUCAGUAAAGCGAGAAAAGAAGGAAACAAAGGACCCAAGGAGUUUUUUGUUGAUGAACUAUGUUCGAUGAGCGGAGGAGGAUGUAAAGUGCCGUGGACUGUUACACCUGAUAUGGACCUUCUCGCUGCCCAAACAAUUAUGAACAAGCAUGACCUUUCUCAUGUUCCAGUCGUCUCAGGCGGCAUUGGUUCUCCCAGAAUACACCCUGUUGGGGUCCUAGAUAGAGAAUGUAUCACUAUAACACGCAGAGCUCUAGCAACCAGAAUGUUCCUCUACUGA
Microthlaspi erraticum is the source of this 2121-nucleotide messenger RNA. Lineage: Eukaryota; Viridiplantae; Streptophyta; Magnoliopsida; Brassicales; Brassicaceae. The record is from the annotation of a GenBank genome assembly.